Miniopterus natalensis is the source of this 1365-nucleotide messenger RNA. It is a transcript of the gene FBXO36, whose product is annotated as F-box protein 36. Gene Ontology annotation, molecular function: protein binding. The record is from RefSeq and is a predicted model, not a curated record. Lineage: Eukaryota; Metazoa; Chordata; Mammalia; Chiroptera; Miniopteridae.
UUCGGGUCACCGGAGACCUGAGGUAGAAAUUUCACAGAUCUGCGUUCCCUGAGACCCUUGGAGAAGGGGGACAUCGCCCCAAGUUAGAAACGCCCUGCCAGCGCAAAAGCGGAGUUCGAUUUAAACUAGGGCUUUGGCCUCAUGACCCCAACCAAACCCCGCCCCUUCCUGGUUGUCUUAGCGACGACGGUGGCGUCCCAAGAUGGCGUCGUGGCUGCCAGAGACUCUCUACGAAAUCUUAGGACAAGGCCCGGCGCCGAGCAAAGACUAUUACCAGCUAUUGAUCACCCGAUCCCAGUUCAAAUUGCCUUAAUAUUUGGUGCAAGAAUAUUAGACUAUGUCUUCGGUUUGUGCGAAGGUAAAUUUGACUUCCUGGAGCGGCUCUCAGACAACGUGCUCCUGAUUAUCCUUUCUUAUCUGGACCUUGAAGACAUUGCCAGUCUUUCUCAAACAUCACACAGGUUUUUAAAGCUGUGCAGGUCUGACCAGCUGUGGGAGCGGAUAGUUGAGACCGCCUGUGAGGUCACCCCUGACAUGCGCGCCCUGGCCGGGGACAUAGGCUGGAGACAGAUGUUCUUCACCAAGGCGCAGCCGGCCCGCAAGAGGAAGCAAAGUGGAGGAAGCGAGGAGGACAGGCAACUUUAGGGACACGGGUCUUCUUUCCCUGCGGCGCCGCUGCAGUUUUCUGCUGCAUCCAGGCCGCCUCUGUCCCCGUCCCUGAGAACUAGGAGGCGCGGCUGGUUCCAGCAGCCCCGGCGCGGAGCAGCGCUCAGGGCGAGGCCCCCGCCCGCGCCGCCUCGCCCCAGCCAGAGCUCGAAACGCAUCGGGGUGUUUGACUCAGAAACGCCCGCGGUAGGUCUCCAGUCUGAGUGCGCAUAAAAAUCGACUGAUAAGCGUAUUUAACGGGAAGGUUUAUUGGCCCCGUCCCCCAAGAUUCCAAUUCAUUAGGUUUUCAGUAGCCCCAGGAAUCUGCACUUGAAAUAAUCUUGGAUACAAGUUUUAAAUUGGAAAAGCAUUAUGUGCAUAAGGGAGAAAGUGAGACCCACCCCAGUCCCCAAGCUUUUCUCCGCGGAGCCGACCACCGUUCACGUUUUCUUGCGUUUCCUUCCAGAAACGUCCCACACAAAUACAAGGCAUAUGAACCGCUUUCUUUUGUCAACAAAGCACAACUGGGAGCACAUUAGCUAUAUUUUAUCUUGCCCUUUUUCUUUUGGCAAUACAUCGUGGAUAUUGUUUUAUAUAGGAAUCUGUCUUUAAAACAAUAGUUGUAUAAAUACCACAUUUUAUUUAACAGUUCCCUAUUGAUGGGCAAUAAAAUUGUUUCCAGUCUUUCAUAUAAGAAACAAUAAAUUUUUUAAAAUUCUU